UCGGAAUGAAUACGAAUCUCUUGAGAACAUUACAGACAAAAGCGAAGCGCCACAGAAGAAUUGUAUCAGUACAAAUUGUAAUAUCAGCUGGUAAAUAGCGGAAGAGCCAUGAGGACGGUAUUGACAAUUUUCAUCAUUACUGUGAUUGUGCAGGUCUACUCCAUCGAUGCCUGUCAUUUACGUUUUCGCCGGAGUACUUACAUCGAACAAAACGUGCAGGAACUCUUUCAAUUCGCCAAGAAUAUAGUGAAUGAUAGUGGUCCUAUGAUCAAUGCCGUAAUAGAAGCAAUGCCUGACACUGAAGAUUACGAAGAAUACCGAGGGGAGUUAGAGAACUACUUAAGUCGAUUGGAUGAAUACAAAGAAAAUUCUGGCAUGUGUGCCAAAAAGAGUAUUGAAUUAAUGGUGUCAUUUAUGGACGUAAUGAUGCCAUACGCCGAGGAGGAGGAAGAAAUCUCACCUCAAGCUAAGGAAGUUCUUAGACUCUUAAGCGAAAAUGGUCUACUGAAUCUACAACAACAGGCUGAGAAGUGGAUGGAAAAUUUCGAUGAUGAAAAACUCCAAGAGGAGUAUGAGACAUGGUCCAAAAACGAUAUGAACAAUAUGACUUCGAUAUGGACAGAAAUAUGCUAGACAACACGUCGCCCUUAGAAAAAAAAGAAAUUAACAAAACAGUCAACUGCCAGAUAAUAUUGUCUUGAAUACAAUCUGCAGCAAUAAAGCAGAGAUAACGACUAUUGCCCACAAUAGACAAAAAAUACAUAAUGUAUUGAUAAAUAUACACAUAUAUAUUGUAUUUUAUUAUAUUAUUCAAUAGUUUGCUUAUCAAUUAAAAAGAUAUGUUUAAUUUUUUACUUAA
Messenger RNA from Musca domestica (house fly), 859 nucleotides. RefSeq lists its product as uncharacterized. NCBI's taxonomy places the organism in Eukaryota, Metazoa, Arthropoda, Insecta, Diptera, Muscidae. The record is from RefSeq and is a predicted model, not a curated record. Bases 109 to 633 code for a protein of 174 amino acids. The transcript has 2 exons.